This is a messenger RNA of Mercenaria mercenaria, 444 nucleotides long. Its product is annotated as acid sphingomyelinase-like phosphodiesterase 3a. Lineage: Eukaryota; Metazoa; Mollusca; Bivalvia; Venerida; Veneridae. Bases 1 to 444 code for a protein of 147 amino acids. The transcript has a single exon. The record is from RefSeq and is a predicted model, not a curated record.
AUGCACAACCCAGGUGUAAGACUGGUGAAGUACGACCGAGUCACCGGCAAGCAUAUUGAUAUCUCCCAAUACUACCUUGACCUCAAUGCUGCCAACAGAGCUGGAGUGGCAGACUGGAAGCUUGAAUAUACGGCAUCAGAUGCAUACAACAUACAAGACCUAACAGCUUCAAGUCUCACCGAUUUAAUUGACAGAAUGGAAGAUUCAGACAGUACCGAGUUUAAGACUUACAGGAAGUUUUACUAUGUGAGUCCACCUGAAAAUCUUACCGAGGAUUGUGAUUGGAAAUGCCAUGCUGUUAUAUUUUGUGGAUUUACAGAGUUCAACUUGGAUGAUGUCAAGAAAUGCGAAAAGAAGAUGGUGUCUGGAGCAAUACGAAUGAUCAGCUGGAAAUAUUUGUACGGAUUCUUAGUCGUUGUACUUGUGACAUACAUACACACGUAA